GAUAGAUACUUGGAAUUAUCCGUCCGUUAUCGUUGACCCGAAAAAAGGAACAAUACUGAUUGGAAACUUGAUGGUGAAUUGGUGGUUUGGCGGCGAUGCAAAUGCAAAAAGAGAGAAAUGUCAAAUACUUUCCAGGAAAAAAAAUGGCUGCAGAUGAUACACAACUCACAAACUUGGUCAUUUACCAUGGAAAACUCACAAACUCUCUUCCUCGUCGGACUUGUGUUGCUGGUAAACUACUUGUGUUUUCUUCCGUCUUCCGCAUCGUUUUCCAACGAUACCGAUCAACAUGCUCUUCUGGCAAUCAAAUCUCAACUCGCUUACCCUGCCAAUGGUGUCCUAGCCGGUAAUUGGACCAUUAGAGCAAGCUUUUGCGAUUGGAUCGGGGUCUCUUGCAGUAAGCGCAGGCAAAGAGUCACGGCCUUGGACCUUUCCUAUAUGGAUCUUCAUGGCAUGAUUUCUCCUCACGUGGGUAACCUCUCUUUCCUCGUCUCGCUUCGUCUCCAGAACAACAGCUUAUUUGGAUUCCUGCCACAUGAAAUCGGUCGUUUACAUCGCUUGAGGAUACUAGCACUUCAGGACAACCAGCUGCAAGGAAACGUCCCUCCAACCCUACAGCAUUGCCAGAAGCUCAAGGUCAUAAACCUUAGCAGAAACAUGUUCAGCGGUCUCGUACCCAAAGAGCUGGGUUCUUUACCCGUGCUUCAGCAACUGUAUCUCACCGCAAACAAUCUUUCGGGUGGAAUUCCGGCAUCUUUGGGUAACAUUUCAACAUUACAUGAAUUGUUCUUGGACCAAAACAGCCUCACAGGUUCAUUCCCCUCUACUCUCCUCAACCUGUCUGCUCUAGUUUUUAUUUAUCUAAGAUCAAAUGACAAUAUUUUCGGAAAUCUUCCCGGGGAUCUUUGCCACUACUGGCCUAAUAUCCGAGAAAUUUCUCUUUCUGGCAACAGCUUCAGUGGCCCGUUCCCUAGUAAAAUAUACAAGUGCAAAAGUCUUGUGUUGUUAUCUCUAUCAUACAAUAGGUUAACCGGAAGUAUUCCAGAAGAAAUUGGGGGACUGCAAAAUCUUGAAACCUUAUACCUUGGUGGUAAUAACCUAACCGGUAAGAUUCCUCAAACCAUAGGUAACAUGUCCAACUUGAAGUACUUUAGUUUGGAAUUGAAUAGCAUCAAGGGAAGUAUUCCUAGUGGCGUAGGGCGUCUUCCUAGUUUAGUCUCUUUUUUUUUCGCCGGUAAUGGGCUGAGCGGAGUUUUACCCCCAGAAAUUUUCAAUAUCUCCACCAUAACAGACAUCGCCGGAAGGGAUAAUGCCCUUACUGGAAGUUUCCCUUCAUAUACUGGAGGGAUUUGGGGUCCUAACCUUGAAACCCUCGGGCUUUCAACCAAUCAAAUCACUGGAAAUAUCCCGUCCUACUUUUCAAAUUUUAGUAAGCUUACCAUGCUUGAUUGUAGCUACAACUUGCUCCAUGGACCAGUUCCCAUGGAUCUUGGUAACUUAAAAGACCUUAAGUUUCUUGUUUUAGGAGCAAAUAAGUUAACAGGAGAACCUGGAGUUCUUGAGCUUAGGUUCCUUUCUUCCUUAUUCAGUAGCAGCUCGUUGGAAACAUUAGUUGUGAGUGAAAAUCCCCUCAACGGCAUCAUCCCGGAUCACUCUGGAAACUUUUCUUCUUCCUCUUCCCUUCGAAAGUUGUAUGCACAGCUGUGCCAAAUCAAGGGUCGUAUACCCAAGACAUUGAGCUCCUUGUUGAAAAACUUGACCAUUCUUGCCUUGACCGGCAACAAUGUCAGUGGAGAAAUACCUCCAUCAAUUGGAAGAUUCGAGAAUCUGCAAAUCUUGUAUCUCGAUAACAACAGGAUUGAAGGUUUCAUUCCGGAGGAGUUAUGUCAUAUCGGGAACCUGGCUGAGCUAUCACUGGCAAGCAAUACUAUUGGUGGAUUGAUCCCAAGUUGCAUAGGAAACCUCAGACGCCUUCAAAGAGUGUUCCUAAAUUCCAACAAACUGAACUCAUCAAUACCAGUCAAUUUAUGGAACCUUGAAGACCUCCUGUUCCUAGAUUUGUCAUUCAAUUCCUUGAGUGGAUACUUACCUCCUGACUUGAGAAUGUCAAAUGUCCUUGAGAUGAUAGAUUUGUCAUGGAACCGAAUUUCUGGAGACAUUCCGAGCAUCUUGGGAUCCUUUCAAAGCAUAAACUCUCUAAAUUUGUCCAACAACUUGUUCAUCGGAUCUAUUCCACAUACUUUUGGGAAGGGUUUGGAAAUUUUAGACCUGUCAUACAAUAAUCUGUCUGGGCCAAUACCAAAGUCUCUAGAAAUACUCAGAUUUCUCAAGUAUUUGAAUCUCUCUUUUAAUCAACUCUCUGGAGAGAUUCCAUCAGUUGGACCUUUUGUUAACUUCACUGCCCAAUCAUUUUUGGGGAAUAAAGCACUCUGUGGGAGACCAGGUUUUGGAGUCCAACCUUGCAAGAAUCUUAGCACUCGAAAUUCAAAGACCGCGCAUUAUUUCCUCAAAUAUGCUAUUCCGGCUGUGAUAUCAACUUUGAUUGUGAUAGCUGCCAUUUUUAUGUGGAGAAAGUCUAGAAAAACAAGUGCAAGUGUUCCAAGUUCAGAAGAAUUGUCAAUGGCUCCAGGGCAUAGAAUGAUAUCAUAUCAUGAACUCCGUUGUGCUACAAAUGAUUUCUCUGAAAGCAACUUUCUGGGAGCCGGAAGUUUUGGCUCUGUGUACAAGGGAAGUCUUUCCGAUGGGACAACCGUUGCUGUCAAAAUUCUAAAUAUGCAAAUGGAAGGUUCCUUGAAAAGUUUCAUUGCAGAAUGCGAGGUAUGGCGAGCAAUACGACAUAGAAAUCUUGUUAAGGUUAUAACUACGUGCUCGAGUCCAGAUGUAAGAGCUUUGGUGCUGCAAUACAUGUCUAAUGGUAGCCUCGAGGAGUGGUUGUACUCUCGCAAUCAUUGUCUAAAUCUUUUUCAAAGAGUGAGCGUGUUGGUCGAUGUUGCAGCAGCUUUAGAAUAUCUCCAUCAAGGCCAAUUAGAGCCUGUAGUGCACCGUGAUUUGAAGCCUAGCAACAUCCUUCUUGACGAAGACAUGGUUGCACAUGUGGGGGACUUUGGUCUUGCUAAAAUUUUGGCAGGAAACAAGGAUGCAACACAAACCAGAACUCUCGGUACACUUGGCUAUGUUGCACCAGAGUAUGGUUCAUUAGGAAAAGUGUCAACAAGAGGUGAUGUGUAUAGCUACGGAAUCAUGUUGUUUGAAAUAAUUGCAAGAAAAAGGCCAACAGAUGGAAUGUUUACGGAAGAACUGACCCUGAGGAAAUGGAUAAAUGCGUCGCUCCCUGACGGUAUUCUGGGAGUAGUGGAUAUUGGUUUAUUGAGCACAGAAGAGGGAAGAGAGAUGAAUGCCACAAAACUUAUCAUUUUAUCAAUCAUGGACAUCGGCUUGAGAUGUUCCGACGAAGUGCCAGAGGAAAGAAUGGAUAUCAAAGAUGUGUUACGGAAGCUCAUAAAAAUAAAAUCAGCACUUGAAAUGUAGAGACAGUGUGUUUGCUGUCCAUGAGAUUGACUUGGCAGUCCUUGUGUGUAUUUUGCUUGUUUUUUCAACUUUUAUUUCCUACUGUUGGUUCUGUAUACGUGUAGACAUCGAAAUUUCACAAGAUUUUCGUGUUUACAAUAUGUAUCAUCUUUCUAUUUUGCAAACCUUUCACUUUGUUUCAAGGAACAUGUAUGUUUUUCCAUAAUUCAAGGAAAUAACAUCCGAAUACUUCUUUUCUC
This is a messenger RNA of Pyrus x bretschneideri (Chinese white pear), 3767 nucleotides long. Its product is annotated as receptor kinase-like protein Xa21. The transcript has 2 exons. NCBI's taxonomy places the organism in Eukaryota, Viridiplantae, Streptophyta, Magnoliopsida, Rosales, Rosaceae. Gene Ontology annotation, biological process: protein phosphorylation. Gene Ontology annotation, molecular function: protein kinase activity; protein binding; ATP binding. The coding region runs from base 118 to 3528 and encodes 1136 amino acids. Gene Ontology annotation, cellular component: plasma membrane. The record is from RefSeq and is a predicted model, not a curated record.